AUGACAAGUCGCGAUCGAAAACGACCAGCGCCUCCAUCGAACAAGGGUCAGAAAUGUCCUUCACGCUUCGUGACGACCCCGGCUAGGAAACAGCCUGGGUUGCCAUGGAUGCCACGAGCUGGCUAUGACCAUGAACUUGACAAGGACAGCCAACUGUUGCGAGCCGCUAAAAGCUUUUACCCAGAAGGUGAGAGCGAAGGCGGCUGCAGCGAAUUUCCUCCGCUGGUGCAGGCGAAGUCUUGGACGAGGGGUGUUCCGUAUAGAGAUAGUUUCAAUCACGCGAAACCCGUUGACUCCAUAGGUAAUUGCUAUACGAGAUCUACAAAAAUGAUGCGCAUUGCUAAUAUGCCGCCGAAAAAAAGACCGCCGCCACAACUCUAUGGACCGUUGGGACCCAAUGGAGAGCUCCAGUUUCCACCGUUGAAGUCGUGGGCCGAGAGAGAAAAAGAAAAACAGGAGGCCCUUAAGAAAGAAAGGGAUAAAAAUAAAUUACCCAAAGGGUUGGUGUUGUUAGAAGACUUAGUUUCCGGUGCGUAUGAAAGACGAAAGGCAGCUGAAGCAGAGGCGAAAAGAAAAAGAAUAGAGAAGAAGAAGAAGGAAAAAGAGGAAGCGGAACGCGCUGCGCAGGAGGCUUUGAAAAAACAUUUGGCAAAGUUGGAGUUUGAGUUACCUCGUGACCCUGACGAGCAGAAGCUGGAGCUUUUGAAAAUUACAGAAAAGGAACAUUAUAGAUACAUACAUCCUAAGGAGCUUGAGAGGAUUCAAUAUUAUUUAACUACGUCUCUCGCCGGGCCUCACAUUCCUGAUUUUCCACAACAUUUGUAUGAACGUGCGAAGACAAGAGUGGACAAGCAGACGGUGAUGAUCAAAAAGAGGCUCAUGGUGCUGACGUACCAGGCUUGUGUGAGACAAAACGAAGCAGACAUUCGGGAGUUCUUUCUGAUCGCUAUGAAGAGAUGCCUUCUCGCUUAUAUCUUGGAGGAUCCAGCAGAAAGGGAAAGACUUGGUAUAUCCUUCUUACCGCCGCCGUGGCCUGCUCUUUGCGUACGUGCACCCUUGCCGUGGCAUAGUGCGGUUGUUCGCGCGAAACAUUCGAUGUUCUACCGAUUUUAUCAAGGGAACCCAAUUUUGAUAGAGCUUAGGAGAAUGUGGCAGGAGAGAUAUCAAAACAUGUAUAUCUGUGAUAUGAACAAAAUGCAAGCCGAUCAGCCAUUUCCUCACUAUCCAUCUGAUUUCACGGAACGUCUCAACCAGCUUUGCGCCGAGACAAGAGCGGAAUUAUUAGAUAACUGGCUGAUAGAUGUAGCUGAUACGAUGGUUAAGAUGAGACAGCACUGGGCAAUUUAUGUAUCGAAGAAGAAAAAGGAAUCUACAUUUCAGGUUGAGAAGUUUUUCAGUUGUAUCCAUGCGUUAAUGUCAACACAAGUUCGUGAUUUAGUCGAGAGGAGUGUGGAUCAUUUUGCUGAAUACUUUUCUUAUUAUUGGGAAGGUAACAAUUACGGACAAGAGUAUCAAGACUACACGUAUAUUAAGCGUCCCCUCCUCCGCAUCAAAGUGGUUGGCAAGCCCGGUUCCACCGUCAUCAACUUCGAUCCCACCCUGGAACAUAUGCGCGUGAUGAUCAUCAAGUGGUUCCACACAAUCAUCAACGUGAACAAUCAGCUACCUAGCGUCGAUAGCAUCAUGUAUCCCGGAGUAAAUCGUCCAAAGCCAUACCUUACGUCAGUAUACCCUGACGAGGUGUACAUGAUUAAGAAAGUGAACAAUUGCAUUACUUAUUUCAACCUAAACCGUCCUGGUCCAGUGAGCUUCCUCAACAGGUACGAGGAGUACUUCUAUCUUCUCGAUGAAACCGCUCAUCAAGAUCUCCUCAAGUUUUUUGCUUUAGAUCCACCGCCGUAUUUGAAGGAUUUUUCAAGUCGUAUUUACAUGUACGAAAAGCUGCGAGAUGAGAUCGCGUUCCUUCGGCGCGAUAUUCCUUUGAACAUGAUUAUGUUGGACUGUGGGCCUAUCAACGAUGUUUUGUGGAAUGUGGUGGACGGUCUUCGUCAGUACAUUGUGGACCAUUUUAUCAAUGUCAAUAGGAAGUGGAAUAGAUCCAUCUGCGAUGCAUACGAGGAGAUGGCAGCGCGUACGUCGGAGUCCCCGGACAGCACGGGCGCGCUGGUGGAGCUCCUGGCCUACGUGCUGGACUGCCGCGACUGCGCGCUGUUCGAGCUGCGCGAGCGCGCGCGCACGGCCGCUGCGCACGUGCUGUUCCUGCUCGACCACGCCCACCUUUCAUUUGAAGAUAUUAACCUGAACACGCGUGUCUUUCUCUGGCCUCUGGAUAUGGAGGAAACGAUCGACCUAACGCUGAAGACUCUCAACACAAAGAAGACGAUGGCGGAAGAUAAAUUGAGAAGUAGAAAAGCCAUUUUCGAUGAGAAGCUGAAGAAACACGAGAAGGAAUUGGAACAAUUUCGUCGGUUCGACCCGCCUUUGCUCAACUUGGAUCUGUUGCGGGAGGUGGUUGGGAAAGUUGACGACAUCUUUAAGAACUUAUCGGAGGAUAAACGGGAAGCAGACGAGAUAAUAAAUGAAGAGACGCUUCUGGAGCAGGAAGUGUCAGUGUACUUCAGUCUUCAGACAAUGUUGGCUGGCAUCGAGCCAUUCCACAAACUGUGGCACACUGCGUACGACUUCUAUGAUGGAUAUGAAAAAUGGUAUCAUGGGCCCUUCCUGGGACUAGAUGCGGAGCAGAUCUCUGAAGAUGUAGAGGCGUGGUGGAAGCUAUUGUACAAGUUGGGCAAGCAGCUCUUUGAGUUUCCUGGCGCGAAACGUAUAGCAGACAUGGUGCGGAACAAGCUCGAGAAGUUUAAGCAGUUGCUUCCAGUACUGUGCGCUAUUUGUAAUAAGGGCAUGCGCGAGCGCCACUGGGCGCGCAUCAGCGAGCUCGUGGGCGCGGAGGUGGUGCGCACGGCGGCGAGCACGCUGGCCGACAUGGUGGAGCAGGGCGUGCACGUGUUCGGCGCGCAGCUGGCCGACAUCGAGCAGCACGCCGCCAAGGAGCACGCGCUCGAGCGCGCGCUGGCCAAGAUGCAGGACGAGUGGCUCGGGGUCAAGUUCGACGUCGUCCCCUACCGAGAUACGGGUGUGGGUAUAUUGACCGGUCUGGAUGACAUACAACAACAACUAGACGACCACAUUCUCAAGUCGCAGACCAUGCGCGGUUCGCCGUACGUAAAAGCGUUUGAAGCAGACAUGGUCUCUUGGGAAGAGAAGCUCAUCAGCAUGCAGGAUAUUUUGGACCAGUGGUUACAAUGUCAAGCAACAUGGAUGUACCUCGAGCCUAUAUUCUCGUCUGAGGACAUAAUGCGUCAGAUGCCAACCGAAGCCAGGAAUUUCCGAGACGUGGACAAAGAAUGGCGGACCAUCAUGGCGGCGACGCAAAAAGAGCCCUUAGUGUUAAAAGCCACUGACUACCCUGGCUUAUUGAAGAAGUUGCGUUACAAUAACGCUUUGCUGGAUGACAUCCAAAGAGGCUUGAACGAUUACUUGGAGAAGAAGAGGCUGUUCUUCCCGAGAUUUUUCUUCCUAUCCAACGACGAACUUCUCGAAAUUCUCUCCGAGACCAAAGACCCGAUGCGUGUUCAGCCUCAUCUCAAGAAGUGUUUCGAAGGUAUCUAUACGUUGGAGUUCAAUGCAGCCAAAGAAAUUGUUGGUAUGGCUUCGGCUGAAGGGGAAAUGGUCAAAUUAUCCUCAACUAUACAACCUGCUGAUGCUAAGGGAAUGGUAGAACGUUGGUUACAACAAUUGGAGCAACAGAUGAUAAUAAGCCUUCGGGACGUGGCUUCAGAGGCUGUAACCGCGUACCCGCUCACCAAACGUGAGGACUGGGUGUUGAGCUGGCCUGGACAAAUUGUUCAAGCGGGGUCCUGUAUUCAGUAUACAGCUGAGGCAAUAGAAGCAAUCCAGAGCAACAGCCUGCCGCAGCUGAUCGAACGUAGCACGCAGCAAAUCAACGGCCUGGUGUUCCUGGUUCAGGGUUCACUGGACCCUGGGGCACGGAUCACUGUAGAGGCAUUAAUAGUCAUCGAUGUACAUGGUCGUUCGAUACUCGAAGAAAUGGAGAAGAAAAAAGUGCGUGACGUAACGGACUUCAACUGGAUAUCUCAGUUGCGCUACCAGUGUCGCGGCGACCGCAUUGUGUGCUCGAUGGUGACCACAGACGUUGACUACGGGUUCGAAUACCUCGGUAACACCGGUCGCCUGGUCGCCACUCCUCUCACUGAUCGAUGUUUCAGAACUCUAAUGAGUGCUCUGAAGCUGAACCUUGGGGGAGCGCCAGAAGGUCCCGCUGGUACCGGAAAGACUGAGACCACUAAAGAUCUGGCUAAAGCCGUCGCAAAGAAAUGCGUCGUAUUCAACUGCUCCGAUGGCCUCGAUUACAAGGCUCUUGGGAAAUUCUUUAAGGGUUUGGCGCAGUCUGGUGCGUGGGCAUGCUUCGAUGAGUUCAAUCGCAUCGAGCUGGAGGUGCUGUCUGUAGUGGCGCAGCAGAUCCUGUCCAUCCAGCUCGCGAUCCUGCGCCGCGAGAAGCGUUUCAUCUUCGAGGGAACCGAAAUCAGCCUCGACCCGACCUGUUCCGUCUUCAUCACCAUGAAUCCUGGUUACGCUGGAAGAACCGAGCUCCCGGAUAACCUGAAGGUGCUGUUCCGUACGGUGGCUAUGAUGGUGCCAGACUACGCCAUGAUCGGUGAAAUCACUCUUUACUCCAAUGGCUUCGUCAAUGCUGGACCCUUAGCUCGUAAAAUAGUUCAAGCCUACAAGCUCUGCUCCGAGCAGCUUUCGUCCCAGAACCACUACGACUACGGCAUGCGCGCUGUGAAGUCUGUAUUGCUGGCGUCGGGAGCUCUCAAGAAAAACUACCCCGAGAAAGAUGAGUCUCAGCUCGUGUUGAGGGCUAUUAUUGACGUUAACAUGCCCAAAUUCCUCUCACAAGACGUACCCCUCUUCACCGGGAUCUACUCGGACCUGUUCCCGGGCGUGGAGGUCCCGCAGCCGGACCGCGCCGAGCUCCUGCGCUGCGUCCACAAGGAGCUGGAGAAGCGGAACCUGCAGCCCACCGACUGGUACCUGGAGAAGAUCAUACAGAUAUACGAAAUGAUGCUAGUCCGUCACGGGUUCAUGAUAGUCGGGCCCCCGAUGGGCGGUAAGACGCAGGCGUACCAGUCGCUAGCGGAGUCCCUUCGAGCGCUGCAGCUCAUGAAGCCACCGCCUCGACACAAGGAGUUCGGAGCCGUGUACCGCAUCAUCAAUCCCAAGGCGAUCACAAUGGGCCAGCUCUAUGGCUGUUUCGACCCCGUGUCCCAUGAGUGGUCCGAUGGUGUACUGGCGAUAGCGUUCAGAGAGUACGCGAUGUCAGCGACGCGAGACCGGAAGUGGAUUCUGUUCGAUGGGCCCGUGGACGCGGUGUGGAUCGAGAACAUGAACACCGUCCUCGACGAUAACAAGAAGCUUUGCCUAAUGAGCGGCGAGAUUAUACAGAUGACAAACAAAAUGAACCUGAUCUUCGAGCCAGCGGAUUUGGAGUUCGCUUCGCCCGCCACUGUUUCGCGGUGCGGUAUGAUUUACAUGGAGCCGGAACAGCUAGGUUGGCGAGCGUUUCUCACAUCCUACAACACUCAUCUGAGUAAGCGUUUGAUACCGGAGCAGUUCGACCUGAUCCAGGAGCUAAUAGAUUGGCUCGUGCCACCGAUAUUUGAGUAUUUCUUCAAAUGCCAGCAUUUCGUCCAAGUCGGGGAAAUACAUCAAUUCCAUUCGUUUACGCGUCUAUUCACUUGUCUGCUGGAAGGCGAGACUCAGUUCAGCACGGUCUGGUUGCAGUGCACUUUUGUGUUUGCGUUGUUGUGGGGAUUAUGUGCCACAAUUAAUGGUGAGAGCCGUAAAGGUUUCGACACGUUUUUCCGUAAGCUACUAGAUGGCAGCAACGCCGCUCAUCCGAAGCCGAAAUCCUUCAAGUUGAACAAGAAUCAGCUUUUCCCAGACAAGGAUUUGGUAUUCGAUUAUGUCUACGACAAGCGUAAUAAUGGGACCUGGAUACCGUGGGCUGAACUGGAAAAGGAAGUACCAAUACCGGCUAAUGCUAAGGUGACUGAUCUAAUCAUUCUGACGAACGAGAACGCGUGUCUGCGUUACUUCGUCAGCAAGAUGGUUAACUCCAAAAUACCGAUACUACUAGUGGGGCCCACGGGAACCGGAAAAUCUUCACUCAUCCUAAACUUCCUACUCUCGCUGCCCAAGGAGAAAUAUAUCACGAAUACCAUUAACUUUUCCGCAAGGACUACCGCGAACCAGACGCAGGACAUAAUUAUGUCAAAAGUGGACAGACGUAGGAAAGGUGUCUUCGGGCCGUCGAUGGGUAAAAAGUGCGUACUGUUCGUGGACGACCUGAGCAUGCCGCAGCGCGAGCAGUGGGGCGCGCAACCACCGCUGGAGCUGCUGCGGCAGUGGGUGGACCACGGGCACUGGUACGACCUCAAGGAGAUGGCGCGCCAGGAGGUGGUCGACGUGCUCUUCGUAUCAGCUAUGUUGCCGCCCGGUGGAGGCUCCAACUUGAUAUCGUCACGUCUGACGCGUCACAUGCUGCUCAUCACGCUGGACUCCUUCGAAGACAACACGCUCAAUAAGAUCUUCGUAACUAUCAUGGACUGGCACUUCUCUAAAGGGUUUCCUGAGAGCAUCGCUCGUCAGAGCAAGGCGGUGGUGUCGGCGACGCUGGAGGUGUAUCGCGCCGUGACGCGUCAGUUCCUGCCGACGCCCAGCAAGUGUCACUACGUGUUCAACCUGCGCGACUUCUCGCGUGUAGUGCGGGGCGCGCUUCUGCUGCCCCCGUCUCGCCUGCGGGAGCUGCCCAAGCUCGUGCUGCUGUGGCUGCACGAGGUCUACCGCGUCUUCGCUGACCGGCUCGUCGACGAUGACGACAGAGUGAAACUGUUCGACAUAGUGUACAAGGCAGUAUACGCAAACUACCGCGUGCACCUCGACCAAGUGUUGUCGGAACUCGGCUACAUACCCGAGGGAGAAAAGUGCUCCAAUAAGCACGCCGCUAACGUGUUCUUCGGUAAUUAUAUGGAGCCGGAUGCAGAUCCUAAGAUUUAUGACCAGGUAACUGAUCUUGAAGACAUGGCAGUGAAGAUGGAAUAUUACCUCGAAGAAUAUAACGUGGUUUCAUCUUCUCCUAUGUCACUCGUCAUGUUCAGAUACGCUCUCGAUCACAUCUCGAGAUGUACACGCGUCCUACUGCAAGACAACGGUAAUCUUUUACUGGUCGGUGUCGGUGGUAGCGGAAGGAGUAGUGCGGUCAAGCUAGCUGCUAGCAUAUUGGAGAUGAACGUCAUUCAGAUCGAGAUAUCAAGAGUGUACGGUCAGAACGAAUGGCGUGAUGAUAUACGGAAGAUGUUAAUGAAAGCUGGCAUCAUUGGAAAACCGCUCGUCUUUCUAUUUGCUGACAAUCAGAUAAUGUACGAGGGUAUGGUAGAAGAUAUCAACAUGUUAUUGAACACUGGUGAUAUACCCAACCUCUACGGCAUGGAUGAGAAGGUCGAAAUACUUGACAAGAUGCAGGCUGCUGUCCGGGAAACCGGUAAGAAGAUGGAGACCACGCCAUUGGCUAUGUUCGGGUUUUAUGUGGAACGUGUGAAGGCCAACUUGCGUAUGGUGCUCGCUCUGUCGCCCAUCGGGGACUCCUUCCGCAACCGCCUGCGCAUGUUCCCCUCUCUCAUCAACUGUUGCACCAUCGAUUGGUUCACAGCGUGGCCGACGGAGGCCUUGGAGCGCGUAGCGUCUAUGUUUAUCGCUAAAAUGGAGGGUGUUGAGGGCGAACUUCGCGACGCUUGCGUUCAAAUGUGCCAGCUCUUCCAUGUCAGCGUCGUUCAACUUAGUGAUCGAUUCUACGAUGAACAGAAAAGGAAAGUAUACGUCACACCGACGAGUUACUUGGAGCUGAUAAAAGCUUUCCAAAAUUUGUACUCGUUGAAAGUUGACCAAAUAACUAGAUCUCGUAUUCGAUACGAAACGGGAUUAGAACAACUAGACUUCGCGGCCGGUCAAGUGGCCGUGAUGCAACAAAACUUGAUAGACUUGCAACCACAACUGGUAGAGACCUCGGACAAAACAGAGAAGCUUAUGAUCAAGAUAGAACAGGAUACCGUCGUCGUUGAGAAGCAGAAAGAGAUAGUCGGUGCAGAUGAAGCUUUAGCUAAUGAAGCUGCAGCUGCUGCUCAAGCUAUUAAAGAUGAUUGCGAAUCUGAUCUCGCCGAAGCUGUACCAGCUCUUAGAGCAGCUUUAGACGCUCUAGAUACAUUGAAACCAGCUGAUAUAACCCUUGUCAAGUCCAUGAAGAAUCCUCCCGCUGGCGUCAAGUUGGUUAUGGAAGCUGUUUGUGUGAUGAAAGGGGUGAAGGGUGACAGGAAAAUGGAUGCUAAUGGUAAACCUUACGAAGAUUAUUGGGGACCAUCACAGAAGAUGCUCGGUGAUAUGAAAUUUCUUGAAAGUCUCAAGAAUUACGAUAAGGAUAAUAUUCCGCCGGCUAUAAUGAAGAAAAUAAGGGACAAAUAUAUUCCAGACCGCGAAUUUGACCCCAUGGUGAUAGCGAAGGUGUCUUCGGCGUGUGAGGGGCUGUGCAAGUGGGUGCGCGCUAUGGAUGUUUACGAUCGCGUCAUCAAGGUCGUAGCUCCUAAAAAGGCUGCGCUGGCAGAAGCCGAGGCAGAGCUGCAGGCGCAAAUGAACACUUUGAACGAAAAGCGAGCUCAGCUACAAGGAGUGCUGGACAAACUUCAGGCUCUAAACGACGAGUUCGCGGAGAUGACUCGUAAGAAGAAGGGUUUGGAAGACGAGAUAGAGCUGUGCUCCACUAAGCUGGCGCGCGCCGAACAACUCAUCGGCGGACUCGGAGGUGAAAAGGCGCGAUGGACCGAUCUCGCUACCCAGCUGCAACAGCUGCUUGCCAAUAUUAUCGGGGAUGUCUUACUUUCCGCUGGAUUCAUUGCCUAUCUCGGACCUUACACCGUCAGCUACAGGCGAGAGAUCAUACAGAUGUGGAACGACCGUGCUAAAGAAUUGGAGAUUCCGUGUUCAGACAUAUUCAGUCUCGUCAGUACUUUGGGAGAGCCAGUUGUCAUUCGUGCUUGGAACAUCGCUGGUCUGCCCGUGGACGCGUUUUCCAUUGAAAACGGAAUCAUCGUGGAGAAAUCCAGGAGGUGGCCGCUGAUGAUCGAUCCUCAAGAGCAAGCCAAUAAAUGGGUGAAGAAUAUGGAACGAGAAAAUCAGCUGAAGGUGAUCAAGCUGACCGAUUCUAACUACGUCAGAGUAUUGGAGAACUCGAUACAGAUGGGGAUGCCUGUUAUACUAGAGAACGUUCGAGAACAAUUAGAUGCCGUCCUAGAACCCGUGCUCUUGAGAAAUAUAUUCAGAUCCGGUGGUGUUGAUUGUCUGAAGUUAGGUGAUAACAUUUUGGAAUAUAAUCAUAACUUUCGUUUCUAUAUCACCACGAGACUGAGUAACCCGCACUAUCUGCCGGAAAUAGCUGUCAAGGUAACCCUAUUGAAUUUUAUGAUAACACCCCAAGGUCUGCAGGACCAACUGCUCGGUAUAGUAGUUGCACAGGAUCGACCUGAACUUGAAUUGAAGAAGAAUCAGUUAAUCGUCGAAGGUGCUAAUAAUAAGAGAACGCUGAAAGAAAUCGAAGAUAAAAUUUUGGAGGUCCUAUCCUCAGCCGGUAACAUCCUUGAAGACGAAUCGGCAAACCAAAUCUUGUCGUCAUCGAAGGUGCUCUCUAUAGAGAUAGAAGCGAAGCAAGCGGCAGCAGCCGUCACGGAGACCGAGAUAGACGAGGCUCGCCUGUUGUACGUGCCCGUCUCGAGGCAUAGUUCAGUGCUUUUCUUCUGUAUAUCUGAUUUAGCUAACAUCGAUCCCAUGUACCAGUAUUCACUUAAUUGGUUUAUAAACUUGUACAAUCAAGCGAUUCAGAACUCCCCGAAGAGUGACAAUUUAGACGUACGUCUAGAAGGACUCAACGCUCACUUCACCCGAAGCGUGUAUGAAAAUGUGUGUCGCAGCCUCUUCGAAAAGGAUAAACUCAUCUUUUCUCUUGUUCUCACAUUGGGAAUUAUAAGAGCUAAGGGUGAAUUGGAUGACGAGUUGGUUUCGUUCCUGCUGACGGGCGGUGUGGCGCUCGAUAAUCCUUACGAGAACCCCGCGUCCUCCUGGCUGUCGGAGAAAUCCUGGUCGGAGAUCGUGCGCUGUAGCAACCUUAAUGGGCUCCAAGGUUUUAAAGAGCAUUUCGAAGCAAAUGUCUCGUCAUGGAAGGAGCUGUAUGACUCGUCUGCACCGCAUGAGAGGGAACUGCCACCACCGUACGACGUCAUGAAAGGAAUACCUAAACUUAUUAUUAUGAGGUGUAUACGACCGGACAAGCUCAUUCCACUUGUCCAACAAUACGUAGUCGAGGAAAUGGGUCGUCCGUACAUCGAGCCACCGCCUUUCGAUCUGGAGAAGUCUUAUAAUGACAGUAACUGCGCGUCACCUCUCAUCUUCAUCCUGUCUCCUGGUUCAGACCCCAUGUCUGCUCUUGUGAAAUUUGCUUCAGAGAAAAAGGUGGUCAGUUUCGAGACCAUAUCUCUUGGACAAGGACAGGGGCCCAUCGCCGCGGAGAUGAUCGCGCGCGCGGCCGCGCUGGGCGGCUGGGCGGUGCUGCAGAACUGCCACGUGCUGCAGUCGUGGCUCGGCGAGCUGGAGCGCGCCUGCGCCGAGCUGCUGGCGCCGCCCGCCGCGCACGCCGCCUGCCGCCUGUGGCUCACGUCCUACCCCAGCCGGGCCUUCCCCGUCACCGUCUUGCAGAACGGUGUAAAAAUGACAAACGAAGCACCAAAGGGCCUCAAAAACAACAUCUAUCGUUCCUAUAUUUCUGAUCCGAUCUGCGACCCUGAAUUUUACAUCUCCUGUCCUCGAACAGAAGAGUGGAGGCGACUUUUGUUUGCUCUGUGCUUUUUCCAUGCUAUUGUGCAAGAGAGACGUGCGUUUGGACCUUUGGGUUGGAACAUUCAGUACGAGUUCAAUGAAAGUGACCUUAGAAUAUGCAUCAUGCAAUUACAGAUGUUUCUUACCGAAUACACGGAGACUCCAUUCGAAGCCCUCAACUAUUUAGCCGGGGAGUGCAACUAUGGCGGACGAGUGACUGACGAUAAAGAUCGUCGGCUUAUACUGUCUCUCUUGUCCAUAUUUUAUAAUGAAGACGUUACCACGGAUCCAGAUUACUCAUUUUCUCCGAGUGGUGACUACCGCAUGCCUCCCAGUAUGGACUACAACUCUGUGCUAGAACACAUAAGGGCCCUGUCUAUGAUUGCGAAGCCUGAAGUUUUUGGACUUCAUGAAAAUGCUGACAUCACUAAAGACAAUAAGGAAACCGCCGCGUUGCUGUGGGGCUGCAGUGCUACCCAACGCUUAGGAGAAACUCGCGCGGGGGCGGCAGGGGGUGGUUCCUUAGAGUUGGCUCGUGACGUAUUAGCGCGACUGCCACCGCCCUAUGACGUAGUGGACGCGUCACGACGCUACCCCGUGCAGUACUAUAACAGCAUGAACACUGUCUUGAAACAGGAGCUGAUCCGCUACAACAGACUGCUGAGCGUAGUCCAAAGAACGUUACACGGAGUCUAUUUGGCCGCACAGGGUUUGGCCAUCAUGAGUGCUGAACUGGAAGAGUGUAACAACGCCUUUGUAAAGGGCGUCGUUCCUGAAGCCUGGAUGUCUAAAUCUUAUCCUUCGAUGAAACCUUUGGGUUCCUAUAUCACAGACUUUUUGGCAAGGCUAAAGUUCCUCCAAGACUGGAUAGACGAGGGUCCGCCAGUAGUCUUUUGGGUAUCUGGGUUCUACUUCACCCAGUCGUUCCUGACCGGCGUGCUUCAGAACUACUCCCGUCACAACCGGAUACCGAUCGAUCAAGUGCACUUCGAAUUUACGAUCACGUGUAUGGAAGCUGAGUGCGAGGAGGAACCGACGUUUGGAGUUUAUUGCAAGGGUCUAUUCCUGGAAGGUGCUAGAUGGAAUAGAGAGACUAUGCAACUGGACGAAUCAUAUCCAAAGAUCUUAUUUGACACGAUUCCAAUCAUCUGGUUCCAACCAGCUCUGAUAGCCGACUUUAACCCCCCACCGUCCUACUUCUGUCCUAUUUACAAGACCAGCGAGAGAAAAGGAGUUCUCGCUACCACAGGGCAUUCAAGUAACUUUGUUAUGUAUAUAACACUGAGGACUGACGUUCCAGAAAAGCAUUGGAUCAACAGAGGCGUGGCUAGUCUGACGCAACUCGAUGACUAGGAUUUGUAUAAUAUUAUCAUUUAUAUUAUUAUGAUAUAUUUUAUUACUUGUAUUAAUUUUCUUAAAACGAUGAUCAUUGUAAUAUAAAUCCAGAUAGUCGAUUGUUUCUAAUUUUUGAAUUUUGACUUGCUUUUCAUUGUUUAAUUAUGUUGAAAAUCGUUAAUUAAAACUACAUUUGAUAGUACUUUAUAACCAUUUUUAAUAUCUUAUGUUUUCGUGAGGAUUUACAAAUGGACAAUGGUAACUUAAAAAUGUACUUUUUAACUGUGAUAUGUCUGGUACAAACAAACAAAUAAAAAAAAAUUUUUUUUGGCUUAA
Melitaea cinxia (Glanville fritillary) is the source of this 12669-nucleotide messenger RNA. It is a transcript of the gene Dnah3, whose product is annotated as dynein axonemal heavy chain 3. Lineage: Eukaryota; Metazoa; Arthropoda; Insecta; Lepidoptera; Nymphalidae. Gene Ontology annotation, cellular component: dynein complex. The record is from RefSeq and is a predicted model, not a curated record. Gene Ontology annotation, biological process: microtubule-based movement. Gene Ontology annotation, molecular function: dynein intermediate chain binding; dynein light intermediate chain binding; ATP binding. The transcript has 71 exons. Bases 1 to 12351 code for a protein of 4116 amino acids.